Messenger RNA from Lotus japonicus, 510 nucleotides. RefSeq lists its product as uncharacterized. Lineage: Eukaryota; Viridiplantae; Streptophyta; Magnoliopsida; Fabales; Fabaceae. Bases 1 to 510 code for a protein of 169 amino acids. The transcript has a single exon. The record is from RefSeq and is a predicted model, not a curated record.
AUGUUUAAUGCUUAUCUGAAUGGAGCUUAUCAUUGGUUAGCUGAAUCUGAUAAUGUUGAAUUUGUGCUAUGUUUUGACAUGAGUGAUGAUGUGUUUUGGAAAAUGAACCUUCCCCAAGUUAUAUCUCAGGAGGAUAACAACAAAUUUUACAUUAGGCAUUCAAAUAUUGUUGUAUUGAAUGAUCGUGUUGGUUAUGUUAGGGAGCACAUACGUUCUGAAUUUCAUUUUGAGAUUUGGAUGAUGAAUGAAUAUGGCGUGGAAGGUUCUUGGGUGAGAAUGUUUAACCUUGCCCGCAAACCUUGUCCUGAAAUUCUUUUGGAGUUCUGGAAUAAAGACGAUGAAGAUAUUUUUGUACUAGGAGGAGAUGAGUAUCAACCGUUGGUUUUGCACAAGAUUGGUAAACAAGAGGUGGUGAAAGAGUUUCCUCUUCGCUUAGGAAUUGAGAAUCGUGCUUUUAAAUAUGUGGAAAGUCUUGUUCCUCUAUCUGGUUUGGUUCAUGAGGAAGCAUGA